CAACAAAAGCAGCCACUUUGGUCCCUCACACAUUCUUAUGUUCGUGACACACGAGUCAACUCUGAUGAGUAUCGAAUGCUAUCGGCUGAAUGCAGCAUGAUACGGGGCUCUAAAAUUACUCGGCCACUGCGGAACCGCCGUUAUCACCAGAGGCGCGAAGAUGACUUUGUUUGGGGCCGACGGAGCUGUUUGAGG
This is a messenger RNA of Zychaea mexicana, 195 nucleotides long. RefSeq lists its product as uncharacterized. The transcript has a single exon. Lineage: Eukaryota; Fungi; Mucoromycota; Mucoromycetes; Mucorales; Lichtheimiaceae. The annotation marks the transcript as partial. The record is from RefSeq and is a predicted model, not a curated record.